This is a messenger RNA of Dendrobium catenatum, 3331 nucleotides long. Its product is annotated as glycine dehydrogenase (decarboxylating), mitochondrial. The record is from RefSeq and is a predicted model, not a curated record. Lineage: Eukaryota; Viridiplantae; Streptophyta; Magnoliopsida; Asparagales; Orchidaceae. Bases 1 to 3075 code for a protein of 1024 amino acids. Gene Ontology annotation, cellular component: apoplast; glycine cleavage complex; chloroplast envelope. Gene Ontology annotation, molecular function: pyridoxal phosphate binding; glycine dehydrogenase (decarboxylating) activity; glycine binding. The transcript has 15 exons. Gene Ontology annotation, biological process: glycine decarboxylation via glycine cleavage system.
AUGGAGCGCGCCCGCAGGCUCGCCAGCCGUGCAAUACUCAACCGCCUCAUCGCCGGCGCCAAGCAAUCCCCUCCCCUCCCCUCCUCCCCUUCCCACUACCUCUCGCCAUUUGUCCGCCGAAACCCGGCCCAUCACCGCUAUACCCCGACACGACCCAUCUCAAUCGACGCACUGCGUCCUAGCGACACCUUCCCUCGCCGGCACAACUCCGCCCCACCUGACGACCAAACCCACAUGGCCGAAUCAGUCGGUUACCCAUCCCUCGAUGCUCUCAUUGACGCCACCGUCCCCAAAGCUAUCCGCAUAGCUCCCAUGGCGCUUCCCAAGUUCGACGCAGGCCUCACCGAGAGCCAGAUGACCGACCACAUGAAGCGGUUAGCAUCCUUGAAUCGCGUCUUCAAAUCUUUCAUCGGCAUGGGAUAUUAUGGCACUCAUGUUCCUCCCGUCAUCCUCCGCAACAUCAUGGAGAACCCCGGUUGGUACACCCAAUACACUCCUUACCAGGCCGAGAUCGCCCAAGGCCGCCUCGAAUCCCUCCUCAAUUACCAGACCAUGAUAUCAGAUCUCACGGCUCUCCCCAUGUCGAACGCCUCACUCCUUGACGAAGGCACCGCUGCCGCCGAGGCUAUGGCGAUGUGCAACAACAUCCUUCGCGGUAAGAAGAAAACGUUCAUCAUCGCAUCCAACUGUCAUCCCCAAACCAUUGAUAUUUGCCGGACUCGUGCCGCGGGCUUCGACCUCAAGGUUGAGGUGGCUGACUUUCAAUCAAUCGAUUACCGAUCGGGCGACGUCUGCGGCGUGCUUGUUCAAUAUCCGGGUACUGAGGGGGAGGUGCUUGACUACUCCGAGUUCGUCAAUAAUGCCCACGCCCAUGGGGUGAAGGUGGUCAUGGCCACGGAUCUGCUCGCCCUUACCGUUCUCAAGCCUCCUGGUGAACUCGGCGUCGACAUCGUCGUUGGAUCCGCGCAGAGAUUCGGCGUCCCUAUGGGGUAUGGCGGCCCCCACGCCGCCUUCCUCGCAACCUCUCAGGAAUAUAAGAGAAUGAUGCCGGGGAGGAUUAUUGGAGUGAGCUUGGAUUCAAGUGGAAAACCGGCUCUUCGGAUGGCGAUGCAGACUCGCGAGCAGCACAUUCGCAGGGAUAAGGCUACCAGUAACAUUUGUACUGCUCAGGCGUUGCUCGCCAACAUGGCUGCAAUGUAUGCGGUUUACCAUGGCCCUGAGGGGCUGAAGGCUAUUGCGGAUAGGGUUCAUGGACUUGCUGGAGUUUUCGCCCAUGGAUUGAAGAAGCUCGGCACGGUUGAUGUUCAAGAGCUUCCUUUCUUUGACACUGUAAAAGUUAAGUGUGCCGAUGCUAAAGCCAUUGCAGAUGCUGCUUACAAGAAGGAGAUGAAUCUGAGGAUUGUGGAUUCUAACACGAUAACAGUGUCCUUUGAUGAGACAACAACCCUUGAUGAUGUGAAUAAGCUUUUUGAGGCUUUUGCUGGUGGAAAGUCGGUAAACUUCACUGCUGAAUCUCUUGCUCCAGACGUUCAGACUGCUAUCCCUCAGGGCCUUGUAAGAGAAAGCCCAUAUCUGACGCAUCCAAUCUUCAAUUCGUACCACACAGAGCAUGAACUGCUCCGUUACUUGCAUAGGCUCCAGGCAAAGGAUCUUUCACUAUGCCACAGCAUGAUUCCGCUUGGUUCUUGCACUAUGAAGUUGAAUGCAACAACAGAGAUGAUGCCUGUCACUUGGCCUGAAUUUGCAAAUAUUCAUCCAUUUGCCCCAACCGAACAGGCUCUAGGUUAUCAGGAAAUGUUCCAAGAUUUAGGCGAACUCUUGUGUACAAUUACAGGAUUUGAUUCUUUCUCCUUGCAACCAAAUGCUGGCGCUGCUGGAGAAUAUGCAGGGUUGAUGGUUAUUCGUGCUUACCAUUUGUCAAGAGGAGAUAGUCAUCGCAAUGUCUGCAUUAUACCUGUCUCAGCUCAUGGGACAAAUCCUGCUAGUGCAGCUAUGUGCGGUAUGAAAAUUGUUUCUGUUGGAACUGAUUCGAAGGGAAACAUUAACAUUGAGGAAGUAAGAAAGGCUGCCGAAGCCCACAAGAAUGACUUAUCUGCUUUGAUGGUUACCUACCCUUCAACGCAUGGAGUAUAUGAAGAAGGUAUUGAUGAAAUUUGCAAAAUAAUCCAUGAAAAUGGGGGUCAAGUGUACAUGGAUGGUGCUAACAUGAAUGCUCAGGUUGGAUUAACUAGCCCUGGUUGGAUUGGAGCAGAUGUUUGCCAUCUAAACCUCCAUAAAACGUUCUGCAUUCCACAUGGAGGAGGGGGACCUGGCAUGGGACCCAUUGGAGUAAAGAAACACUUGGCACCAUUUUUACCCUCACAUCCUGUGGUGUCAACUGGUGGAAUACCAACCCCAGAGAAGGUCCAGCCACUUGGAACCAUUUCUGCAGCUCCUUGGGGUUCUGCACUUAUCUUGCCCAUUUCAUAUACAUACAUUGCCAUGAUGGGAUCCAAGGGGCUUACGGAAGCAUCAAAGAUAGCUAUUCUAAAUGCAAACUACAUGGCAAAGCGUUUAGAGAAUCAUUACCCUAUUCUCUUCCGUGGUGUUAGUGGAACUGUUGCUCAUGAGUUUAUUGUGGACUUGAGAGGAUUUAAGCAAACUGCAGGCAUAGAGGCUGAAGAUGUUGCUAAGCGUCUAAUUGAUUAUGGAUUUCACGGACCAACAAUGUCAUGGCCCGUUCCAGGAACACUUAUGAUUGAACCCACUGAAAGUGAAAGCAAAGCUGAACUAGAUAGGUUUUGUGAUGCUCUUAUAUCCAUCAGAGAAGAAAUUCGAGAGAUUGAGAAUGGUAAAGCUGACAUCAACAACAAUGUCCUGAAGGGAGCUCCUCAUCCACCUUCAUUGCUCAUGGGUGACACCUGGACUAAGCCAUACUCGAGGGAUUAUGCAGCUUUCCCUGCUUCAUGGCUCCGAGGAGCCAAGUUCUGGCCAACCACAGGUCGUGUUGAUAAUGUAUAUGGCGAUCGCAAUCUCGUAUGCACGCUUCUUUCUGUUUCGCAAAUGGCCGAAGAACAAGCAGCUGCCACUGCAUAAACUGUGAAAUAUCCUCAUCGCAGACUGGUAUUCCUAAAACUGCACAUAAAUAUUAAUUUCCAGGAGUAUUCACUCACCUAUAUUCCUACAGUAAAUGCCAAAAGCGUUGCUUUCUGUAGCCCAGUUCAUCUUUAUUCCAGUCUUUUUAAUUUACUCCCAUGGAGAUACGAUUGAUUAAAGUACUUUGUAAAUUAUGUUCAACAAGCCUCUUUUAUUUUAUUUUAUUUAAAUUAAUUGAAAUAGUCUAAUUUAAGCA